Messenger RNA from Wyeomyia smithii (pitcher-plant mosquito), 2970 nucleotides. RefSeq names its product zinc finger protein ubi-d4-like. The record is from RefSeq and is a predicted model, not a curated record. The transcript has 2 exons. Lineage: Eukaryota; Metazoa; Arthropoda; Insecta; Diptera; Culicidae. Bases 715 to 1713 code for a protein of 332 amino acids.
CCAAAAAGUCCGAGCCGUCAUUCGCCGUGUGUGCAUUCGCUGGUGGGUCUUGUAAAAAUAGUGGAAAAAAAGUUGCAAUUCGCAACAAACAGCCCCGUUUCGUGUGUGCAGAAACAUUUCGAAAUGUACCGUCUUCGAACGAAACGAGAGUAACCGUAUCCAAGCGGUUAACCAGUGCUACAGCAGUAACAGCAGCAGUGGAGUAAAAUUGUGGCUGGCUGGUGAAAACUGGCAUCGAAGGUGGCGACGGAUCGGUAAUUUUUUUUUUCUGCUGCUUUCUUACCAACACUGUUGUACUGAAUUUGGUAGGCAGUGAAAAAAAGUACCUCUAUGUUUUGAACGGUACCCACCACCACCGUAACGUCCUGCUUCUACUACGUGCGCUUCGUGCAUCGAGCAGUCUACUACUACAAACGCGUUGCAAUCAGCCAAUGCAACACCACUGCUGCUCCUAGUGCUGUUUGCAAAUACAUACGGCUGCUGCUGCUGCUGGACCGUCGCCGCAUCACUGUUUAAAUUCAACGUGAGUAAACGAGACGCAAAGUUAUUCAGUGUUAAAAAAAAUAGAAACCUAUCGCAGUGGCCAUUGCCGUCAUUCGAGAGAUAAUCACUUCAGACGUAGGCAAACUGCAAAUUCCAGCGAUUACAGUGUGAUUUAUAGCCUAGUGAAAAAGUGCUACGAUUCGGUUGCCGGUGGACUCGGUACCUUCCAGGAUGGCCUCCGCCGCAGGUGGUGUGGACAUCCAAAUCGUCUCGAUGCCAAACCUGCAGAAAAUAGAAAAUUUUAUGCGUGAUUCAACCUAUCGGGAAACGCUGGAAGUCAGUGCCUCCUUCAAUACACGGCUUUGCCUGGAGCGCCGAAUGCGAAUACCGUUUUUCGACUCGCAGACCGGCGUCGCUCAGAAUCACAGCAACCUCUAUAUGGCGCACUGUCGAAGGAUGCCCGGUCAUCGAGAAGGACAACUCUACACGUAUCCGUCAACGCGGUGGCGAAAGUCCAAGCGACAAUACCUGAACAAAAUACAGAAUUUGCGACCAUUCAGUAACCUGAAAAGCAGCGCAGCGCCAAGUUUACUCGGCAAUAUCUCCCUACCGCCACCGACUCGAGAUACUAGCGAACUACUGACAGCACCGGAGUCCGAUUUUAACGCCUCCCUGCUGGAAGAAUCUUCAUUAGGUGCAACCGUGGAUACCGAUAGUAAAGAUAGUCACCAAAAUCAACCCGUCAUCAAAGAGGAGCCCUUGCCCAAGGACUGGUACUACGAUGAGAUGGCACUGAACGACGAUGACCUGGACGACCCGGAAGGAGGGGACUCUGAUUACGACUACAACGUGAAUGGGUACAAACGCAAAGGCAAAAGAAGCAAGCGGUCCUCCCAUGGUGGUGGCAAAAGAAGUCGAGGUAGUCAAGGAUCCUCGGCAGCGGCUGCUGCUGCAGCAGACUACGAGGGAGUGGGUUCCCCGGGCGGUUCGUCUCGUAAAGGCCGACCGCCCGCAGGUACCGGUGCUGGAACCAAAAGAGGUCGCAAAAAAACUCCGAAAGAGUCGGCCGCUGCAAUCGACAAACAACUGGAGGAAAACAUUAGUGGCGGUUUCGCAGAGCCACCCUCCUUCGAAACGGCAGCCGCGGCCGUUGAUAUGGGUGAAAACGGCGAGAACGGUACCGGAUAUGGGGGCAGUGCGGACCUAAGGAACUACCGGAAGUACCUGUAAUGCCAGAUGUUACUUCAAAUGGUACCUUUGAGGCUCUAAACUAAGCAUCCCCCUGGAAGGGACAAUCGGGACCGAUGCGGCGCCGCAGUAUGAAGUUGUUUUCUUUCAUACAAAUACAAUAUAUACGGAACGAAUAUCAUGAAAAAGAUCGCUGGAGCACGGCUCCGCAUGUGAGGGAUGAUCUCCUACAAGGAGACAUUGGAGACGUUUAUAUAUAUUACGAAAUUCAAGGGCUCAUAUUAAUAAGUUGCAACCUGAUCCGCAGUGGAGAUUAUAUUCUGGUCAUCACAGUUUAUCGCAUGUUUAUUUUCGUGUUUCAAACAUCCGUACGACAGGUGCGAAUAAUCAUGAAUAUCAUGAAAUCGUGAAAGCCCUCUUGCGGGACGCAAACUGUACAUUAUAAUUAGCUGAAGGACACUGGAUAUUUUAGCUGUUUGUUAGUUUCAAGUUUACGAUCCCUUUUCCACAGUUGAAACGCAAUAGAGUUCCAUCCGGUAGGCACAGGUUUUCCGUUGAAAGCUAGAUUUCACAACACUUUAAAAUUUGUAGCUCAUUGUCCUCUACACAGGAAUAACCGUAGAUUGUAAGCUUGUCUUGAGGAGGGAAUGAUAUAAUUGUACCAUUUAUUACUACCGUUAUUUAAUUAUCAACGCUAGGGAAAUUUAAAUAUGAGUCAGUAAUUGAACAUAACUACUAAUUUGUUUGACUAUUUUUAAAGAUGUAGCAGCCAAGUUUCCCCAAUAUUUCCUUUACCCACAAACACUCACAUUGACUUGUUGACGCGCAAUAGUGUUAGUAGAAUUAGUUCGAAUUAGAUUUUAUGCCCCCUCACUGGAAACAAAUAACAGAAAAAAACACAUUUAUUCGCAUGGACAAAGAUAACGGAGCCGAUCAACGAGUGACCCUUCCCUGACCCCUAUUGUAUAUAGCAAAUCACCCAUAAGUGGCGUAAAUUUUCCUUUCGCUAUUAAAUGAUAUAUUUACCUAUUCCAUUGGCUCUAUUGAUGAAUAAAAUGAUGAUGAUGAUAAUGAUUAUGAUCUAUAUAAUGAACGCGAAAAUUAAGUGAGACAGAAAAUUGCGGUCUCCGCAAAAAAAAAACGGAUAAGGGGUGUCACAAAAAACAAUAUUUUACAAACCCGAAACAAGGAGAAAUUGAAAUUCAAAAACGAUAAAAUUUAAAAAAAAACUGACAGGAAGUCGCGUGUAAAUGAAUAGAUAUUUCUACUGAUAGUAAUAAAAGGAGAAAAUACAACUAU